This is a messenger RNA of Choloepus didactylus (southern two-toed sloth), 762 nucleotides long. RefSeq names its product testis expressed 47 (gene TEX47). NCBI's taxonomy places the organism in Eukaryota, Metazoa, Chordata, Mammalia, Pilosa, Megalonychidae. The record is from RefSeq and is a predicted model, not a curated record. The transcript has a single exon. Bases 1 to 762 code for a protein of 253 amino acids.
AUGUCCUUCACAGGCCAUCCCCGAACGAUCAGUAAACGGGCUUUUCCAUUGGAAUCACCUCUAAUGCCACAAAUUCCACGCAACAAUUACUUGCACUUUAAGGAGGAGAAGCAAAGACUACAGCUCAAGAAAUUCCUCCUUCAUAGGAUGUUUCUCGUGGCCAUGAUACCAGCAAACACAGAAAAAAAAGAUGUCACUGAAUACUAUGAGAAAGUGUUUCAGUUAAUUUUGAAGCAUCACCUGGAAGAAUCAGUGACAGGAUUGUUGGUCAUAUAUCCCACUUCCAUUCUGCAUGUCCUCGAGUCCUCCAGUGGUACUCUUUUCCAAAUUCUCACAGAUUAUGUUAACCGUCAAAAGAGUGAAAGAGAAUUUUUUAUCCAAGGAAUGAAAAUCAUAGUUGUGUCCCAUAACAUCCCAACAAGACUCUUCAUGCAAUGGCAUGUUUCAGUAAUAAAAGUUCCAGUUAUGUAUCUUGAUGAUGUGACACAGUCACAGUCCCUAGAAGAGCUCAUCUCAGAAUUCCUCAUUCAGACUCAUAAACUGGCAUCGUACCUUUUCAAGACUGUUAAAGUGGGGACUAAAGGGCCAGGUGAUAACUUGCACCAAAUUGCACCUGAACUACUACUUCCAGAACAAGUAAUAAAGUGCUUGUGCAAAUCUGAAGAAUUCCUGGACCCAGAAACAUUCCUAAAAAUGUACAAUAAACCCAUACAUGUCACUAUGGAUUCUGAGGUGGUAUGGCCAGCUCCUUCUCGUUUCUAG